Messenger RNA from Monosiga brevicollis MX1, 1125 nucleotides. RefSeq lists its product as uncharacterized. The record is from RefSeq and is a predicted model, not a curated record. The transcript has a single exon. Gene Ontology annotation, biological process: DNA catabolic process. Gene Ontology annotation, cellular component: nucleus. Bases 1 to 1095 code for a protein of 364 amino acids. NCBI's taxonomy places the organism in Eukaryota, Choanoflagellata, Craspedida, Salpingoecidae. Gene Ontology annotation, molecular function: DNA nuclease activity.
AUGCGGUGGCAGGGUGUGUGUGGCAAGCUCGGCCUCACGGUGGUCCUCGUGUUGACGAUUGGCGGCCCAUGGCUGGCCGCAGGCCGCACGACGGCGACGUUGGCCGCCUUCAACAUCCAGGUCUUUGGCGAGACCAAGGCCAGCAAGCCCGAUGUGAUGGCGGACAUCGUCUCCAUCUGCCACAACUUUGACUUUGUGGCCAUUCAAGAGAUCCGGGACGCCUCCAGCGAGGCCCUGGCCACGCUCAUGGACGCGCUCAAUGAAAAUCAACCGACCGCUCUGCAAUACAUCAACAUUACGGGCCCGCGCGAAGGCACGACGAGCAGCAAGGAGCAGUAUGCUUUUGUGUAUCGCCCUGCCCGGAUCCGCGUGCAUGAUGCCUUUGCUCUCAACAUGUCCGAGACCUUUGAACGGCCUCCGAUGGCUGCGAUCGUGGAAGUGCUGACCCCGGGAAGCAGCAACCGCAGCUCAACGCCUGCUGCGCUGCGAGGCGAAGCACCGCUGAUUACACCAGGUGGCCCCUCGUCGCCCCGGUACCCGGUCACCAGCAGUCUUGCCUCCUCUGCUGGCCUCUUCCAGGUUUUGGUUCUGCAUGCCAAGCCAAGCUCUGACGCCACCUAUCUUGAGCUUUCGGCGCUGGAUCAAGCCCGCCAGAUUGCCACCCAAUAUGCCGGAGUUGAGCCCACCGUUCUGGCGGGUGACUUUAAUGCCGGCUGCUCCUACCUGCCGGCCGAUAAGGAAGCGGAGGUCACCAUCUUCAAGAGCCCCUAUACCGUGCUCAUCAACGACAGCGCCGACACCACCUCCACAAACUCGGUGUGCCCCUACGAUCGAAUCGUCACCUUUGGCAACAUUGGUAGCCGCAUUCUGCAAUCUGGUAUCAUUAAUACCGAGGCCGCUCCCUUUAACUUUGAUCAAGAGCGAGCAGAGGCCGUGAGUGAUCACUACCCCAUCGCCUACGAGGUCGCUGCUGCCACCACUACGAGCGAUGACAACCCAGCGGUGGACCAGCCCAAAAUUGUUCAUCUAGCCCCGCAAGCCAAGACGGAUGCCCCGCGCCGACAGACGGCGCGCAUGGUUCCACCCUUGCGAUGAGCCAGCAGCGCUAUGCCAGCUUAGCAUUGC